This is a messenger RNA of Ctenocephalides felis (cat flea), 705 nucleotides long. Its product is annotated as ATP synthase subunit O, mitochondrial-like. The coding region runs from base 1 to 705 and encodes 234 amino acids. Gene Ontology annotation, molecular function: proton-transporting ATP synthase activity, rotational mechanism. The transcript has 3 exons. The record is from RefSeq and is a predicted model, not a curated record. Gene Ontology annotation, biological process: proton motive force-driven mitochondrial ATP synthesis. NCBI's taxonomy places the organism in Eukaryota, Metazoa, Arthropoda, Insecta, Siphonaptera, Pulicidae.
AUGUCUUCGGCGGCUUUUUCCAGCGUGUCAACCUUCGUGGCGGCCACGAACAGGGCCGUAGCAUAUCUACCACUAAUUCCGUGCAGAUCUAAUGGAACUUCGACUCUGUUUGUAGAAGAUUCAGACGCACCAGUCGAAGUUCCAUUAGAUCUGCACGGAAUUAGUGGUAGAUAUGCUACGGCCCUGUUCGUGGCCGCCACGAAGGUUGACACGCUGGAAAAAGCCGCCGAAGACAUGAGGAAGCUGAAACAUGAUCUCAGCAAACCGGCAGGCGCCCUGACUAUGUUCAUAAGGAUUCCCAUCAUCAAGAAGGACGAGAAGGCGAAGAUCCUUAGGGAGGCGGCCUUAGCGGCCGGGAUGACAAACACAAUAGCCAACUUCUUAGAAAUCGUCGCCGAAAACAAUCGCCUAAAACACCUAAAACUUAUGGUCAACCAAUUCGACGAGCUCAUGAAAUCCGUCAGAGGCGAAGUAGUGGUCAGAGUAACCUCUGCAAUUAAUUUGGACGAAGAACAAACAGCCAAUUUACAGGAAACCUUAGAGAAAUUCCUAGCAUUCGGCGACAAACCGCAAAUGGAACUAGUUGUGGAUCCUUCAAUAAUCGGUGGCCUAAUUAUCAAGAUCGGAGACAGGUUGAUCGACAUGUCCGUUGCUAGAAAAAUCGAGUAUUAUAAGAAGUUGAUGUCGAUACCGGUUUAUAAGUAA